AUCACCAGGCAAUGAUCCUCUGGGCUAUAAAAGUGACGGGGAGGCAGAGAAAAUUCUACUUUCAUCAUCUCUCCAGGUGAGAUCGCUUCCUCUCUAGCUCAAGGCCGUCCUUUCAGAAAAGCCGGAAUCCUUCUUGUGUUCACAAGCGUCACCAUGGGCUGGUCCUCUGUCCUGAAGAGCCUCCUCACAGUUUUUGUCUUUAGCAUUUUAGCUGUCUGCUCUGUAGAGAGUUACAACUGUACAAAGCAACUGUGUCAAGGUGGACCAUGUCUUUGGGAUGGACAAACUUGUGUGACUUCUGUUGGCUGCUUCAACCAAAUACAGAAAUUGGAAACACCAUCUUCAAGUACAAACCAAGAAAUUGUGCAAAAAGGGUGUGCUGAAAAUGCAAAAUCAUGUGACUUGGAAUUCUCAGCAACACUGGGGAACCAACAGAAAUUUAGAUACAAGAACCAGUGCUGCUAUACUGAGAAGUGUAACAAAGAUAACAUAAAUCUGUCUCCAUCAUCUUCAGAAGUCAAUGGUGUUGAAUGUCUUUCCUGCUACAACGAGAAAAACAAGACAUGCCCCACAACGACUAUAAAGUGCACAGGGGCAGAGAAAAAGUGUGUUGAGGUUACCGGAACAGAUCCAACUUCUACGUUAGUACUGUAUGGAAAAGGCUGUGCAACUGAAAAUACCUGCGCACUGGAUAUGAUAGUCUUAAAUUCCGUGAAAAUUAAAACUUCAUGCAUCCCAGCAACCAACGGAAGCCCCUCCCUCAAAUCCAUUGCAUCACUCCCAGUUGUUCUGUUCCUCCUGAAAAUCUUGCUUUGAUCACCCAGGCACCUGCAAUCCCACAAUCCUGUGCACAUACGCCCAUUGGUACACUUGGAUAGCUAUUUCCAAAACAUGGAACAAAUAAAAACUAAUUAUUACUUCUCUGUUCUUUAUAUAAAAACUUAAGUACCUUUUUUAUAAUAUCAGGAAAUAUACAGUGAUGACUAUCUCUUCGUGUUUGCUCUUCUCCGUAGCAUAGUACCAGAAGUCCUAGCCAGAAGAAUUAAAGCAAUCAAAGCAUUAAGCAAGUAAAAUUAAAUCUGAAAGCAAAACUAAAGAAAGGCAAAAUAAAAAGGAAGGGGAAGGAAAUGAAUGUAUUCAUAUUGGAAAGAAAUUUGUAAAACUACUAGAAGAAAACAUUUGUGUGUGUACGCACAUGUAUGUAUAUGGUGCUGGAGAGAACUUUUGGGCAUUAACCUAAGUAUUAUUUCUACAUUGGUGUUUCUAACAAUUUGGUGAUGAAAGGGUUUAUUUCAGCUUACAACUCUCAGACCACACACCAUUGUUUUUUCAUAAUUUGUAUUAAAAAUUUGGUUAACCAAAA
Molecule: messenger RNA, 1363 nt
Organism: Mastomys coucha (southern multimammate mouse)
Lineage: Eukaryota; Metazoa; Chordata; Mammalia; Rodentia; Muridae
Product: protein RoBo-1-like
Exons: 6
Coding region: 154-816 (220 amino acids)
Source: RefSeq, a predicted model, not a curated record